AUGGAGCCCAAAGGUACCAGUCUCACCGAAUACAGCUCCGCCGUGCCAGAUACCGGCGCCACGAAGGACCCCGUCGCGCGGGCAGCCAUUCCCUCUGCGCUCACACAAGAUGACGGCGCCCCCGACUACAUGCGACUCAUCCUGACAUCUCGGGUCUACGAUGUCAUCAAGGAGACGCCCGUCACGCAUGCCGUUAAUCUGUCGAACCGACUGGGCUACAAGGUGCUUAUGAAGCGGGAGGACCUGCAGCCGGUGUUUAGCUUCAAGCUUAGGGGCGCAUAUAACAAGAUGGCGCACAUGCCGGUGGAAGACCGCUGGAAGGGCGUGAUUGCCUGUUCUGCCGGUAUCUCUCUCUCCCCCGUCCCCGCCUCUCCUCCCGCCCCCGCCGCAUUGAGAGCUCCCGCAGUUACUUACCCGUGCACAGGAAACCACGCCCAAGGCGUCGCCUACUCGGCCAAGCACCUCGGCAUCCCAGCCACCAUCGUUAUGCCUCUCGCCACGCCUAGUAUUAAAACCGCCAACGUCGCCCGCCUCGGCUCCCAAAUCGUCCUGCACGGCGCCGACUUUGACGCCGCGAAGGCCGAGUGCAAGCGCCUUGAAGAGAAGCACGGCCUCACAAAUAUCCCCCCCUUCGACGACCCGUACGUCAUCGCCGGCCAAGGUACCAUCGCCAUGGAGCUCGCCCGCCAGGCUAACAUCGCAGACCUCAAGGCUAUCUUCUGCUGCGUGGGUGGUGGCGGCCUCAUUGCGGGUAUUGGCUGCUAUAUCAAGCGCAUUGCUCCUCAUAUCAAGAUCAUUGGCGUCGAGACGCACGACGCAAAUGCAAUGGUCGAGUCGCUGAAAGCCGACCACCGCGUUGAGCUCAAAGAAGUCGGCCUCUUCGCCGACGGUGCCGCAGUAAAGGUCGUCGGUGAAGAGACCUUCCGCCUGUGCAAAGAGUACGUCGACGAGGUUAUCGAGGUCUCCACCGACGAGAUCUGCGCAGCGAUUAAAGACGUCUUCCAGGACACGCGCUCCAUUGUCGAGCCCGCCGGCGCCCUCGCCGUCGCCGGAAUGAAAAAGUACGCCGCGCUGCACCCGCCCACAGACCCCCAGGACUCGCUCUGCGCGGUGCUGUCCGGCGCGAAUAUGGAUUUUGACCGUCUGCGAUUUGUCGCGGAGCGCGCGAGAUUGGGAGAGGGGCAUGAGGUGCUGCUGUCGGUGAUUGUGCCGGACCGCCCAAAGGUAUUUUAUGAGAUGAUGCAGUGCAUCAUCCCACGUGCUGUGACGGAGUUCUCGUACCGUUUCGGGGACGGCGAGAGGGCGAGCAUCUUUAUGAGUAUACUUGUCGGGGACCGGGAAAAGGAGAUUCCAGAGAUAUUAGAGAGCUUUGAGAAGAAGGGGUUUGAGGGAGUUGAUAUCAGCGACAAUGAGUUUGCGAAGAGCCACGGGAGGUAUCUAAUUGGCGGGAGGAUGCCGAAUGGGAUGGAGGACGAAGAGAGGGUGUAUCGGUUUGAAUUCCCGGAGCGCCCAGGCGCACUGUCGAAAUUCCUAGAGCUCCUCCGUCCGGAAUUCAACAUCUCGCUGUUCCACUACCGGAACUACGGCGGCGAUGUCGGAAAGGUACUAGCAGGUAUCCAAGUGCCUCCCGGCAAGCGCGAGGCGCUUGAGCAGUUCCUGGUACAGCUCGAGUACCCAUUUGUGGAUGAGACGGAGAAUGGGGUGUAUAAAAAGUUUAUGACACAGGAGGGGAGGUCUUAG
Molecule: messenger RNA, 1740 nt
Organism: Morchella sextelata
Lineage: Eukaryota; Fungi; Ascomycota; Pezizomycetes; Pezizales; Morchellaceae
Exons: 4
Coding region: 1-1740 (579 amino acids)
Biological process (GO): L-threonine catabolic process
Molecular function (GO): pyridoxal phosphate binding; threonine deaminase activity
Source: RefSeq, a predicted model, not a curated record